Molecule: messenger RNA, 189 nt
Organism: Racocetra persica
Lineage: Eukaryota; Fungi; Glomeromycota; Glomeromycetes; Diversisporales; Gigasporaceae
Source: the annotation of a GenBank genome assembly
AGAUUUACAUCAGCCAGUCAAACAAAUUUCCUCCUUGGACAGUUCGGGUACGGACAUUGGACACGGACGUUGGACAGCAUCUGCGUCCGUUGGACAAUGUCCGGCCCCUUCUGAUACAGUUGGAGAACUAAAAAAAUUGAUCGCUGCUCAAACCGGUACUGAUGCUUCAAAAAUCGUUUUAAAAAAAUG